Messenger RNA from Podospora pseudocomata, 201 nucleotides. RefSeq lists its product as uncharacterized. The coding region runs from base 1 to 201 and encodes 66 amino acids. The record is from RefSeq and is a predicted model, not a curated record. NCBI's taxonomy places the organism in Eukaryota, Fungi, Ascomycota, Sordariomycetes, Sordariales, Podosporaceae. The transcript has 3 exons.
AUGAGUAUUAUUGAGCUUUUUGCGCCCCAAACCAACAAAUGUGGCAAGCCUCCACACACCCUGAUGCCCGAUGGACCCCUGUCCACGGGCCGGGGCGGGGUGGUCCAUCUUCCGUGCUGCGGGUCCGGGAGACAUCCAGCGCGGGCUUUUCCUGCUGCCAGUGUGAGCAGCCUCAAAAUGCUCCCCGCAUUCAUGUACUAG